UUAGACUCUUGCUUGCAAUCUUCUUCUUCUUCUCCCUCAAUAAGCUAACUAGAUAGCUAGCCAUCAAUAACAGCCAUGAAUGACACAGUAGACAAGCUCGUCAUCUUCCUGGCCAAGAGAGACGGCAUUGACAAGCUAGUAAAAACCUUCCAAUACGUCUCCAAGCUGGUCAACUGGCGGGUCGAGAAAACCCGCCCGGAAUUCGCCCACCGGGCCAAGCAAUGGGAGGUCGCCUCCGGCCUCAGCCGCAAGGCCUUCCGUACCGGCCGUUUCCUCACCGGUUUCAACGCCCUCCGCCGCUCCCCGGGCCCCACCCCCGCCUUCCGCCUCCUCGCCGUCCUCGCCAACUCCGGCGAGAUGGUCUACUUCUUCUUCGACCAUAUUCUCUGGCUCUCGCGGGUCGGCGUCCUCGACGCCAAGCUCGCCCGACGGAUGAGCUUCGUCUCGGCCUUCGGCGAGUCGGUCGGGUACGUGUUCUUCGUUAUCUCGGAUCUCAUCCUCAUAUCGCGCGGGAUACGAGCGGAGAGAAAAUUGGCAAAGGAGAAGGAUGAGAAUGAAGAGGAAAUGAAGAAGAUUAGAGCGGAUAGAGUGAUGAGAUUGAUGGCGGUGGCGGCUAACAUUGCGGACCUUAUUAUAGCAUUGGCUGAUAUUGAACCGAACCCCUUUUGCUGCCAUGCCGUUACGCUGGGAAUCAGUGGUUUGGUUUCUGCAUGGGCUGGUUGGUAUAGGAAUUGGCCCUCAUGAACACAUAUAUAUUUCAUUGAAUUAGUUACAUCAAAAACUUAUACCCAAAUUAAACUACAUGUCAUAUAAUGUAAUAAAUUUCGAUCUGUUUUUCUGCGUUUAGAUCAGAGUUUUUUCUUGUUGCAUGUA
Molecule: messenger RNA, 873 nt
Organism: Ipomoea triloba (trilobed morning glory)
Lineage: Eukaryota; Viridiplantae; Streptophyta; Magnoliopsida; Solanales; Convolvulaceae
Product: peroxisomal membrane protein 11-4
Exons: 1
Coding region: 76-744 (222 amino acids)
Biological process (GO): peroxisome fission; regulation of peroxisome size
Cellular component (GO): peroxisomal membrane
Source: RefSeq, a predicted model, not a curated record